Molecule: messenger RNA, 672 nt
Organism: Phaeodactylum tricornutum CCAP 1055/1
Lineage: Eukaryota; Bacillariophyta; Bacillariophyceae; Surirellales; Neidiaceae
Exons: 1
Coding region: 1-672 (223 amino acids)
Source: RefSeq, a predicted model, not a curated record
AUGUGGCAGCAUCAACAAAGCAAAUCGUUGGCGACCGUCGGCACCAGUGCUACGGGAAGUACGACAUCAACCAGCGCCGUGCCUACCGGGCCUCCGACCGUAACAGUAGCCGCCGCGUUGUCGCCUAAACAAUCGACGCGGCGACGGGGUAGCGCCAUGCUACACCGUUGGCGCAUGCGUAGCGGUAAAUGCUCUUCUAUAUACGACAGCUUUCCGUCCGCCGAUACCACCAAUACCAGUCUACAGAAUCGAUUGGACCUUCAUAAACAGGAGAUCUUGGCCAACUCUCUGUCAACUGAUCAACUUAGCAGUAUUUUGAGAGACUCAAAUCAGUUCAACGAAUUUCAACAGGAUCUUAAAGCGAAAGGCUGCACCACGAACGCGUUUGCAAAAGUUUCCUGCUUCAGUCUUCUACGUGAUAGGCUUCAGGAAAUGCAACAGCAGCCAAGCAAUCACGAUGGAGCAGAUGUGGAGGAAUUAGAAUAUUGGACACACAAAGGCGAGGUAAACGGACAUUUUGACUCUGAGGGUUUCUUAUCGACAAAACAGGCUCCAAUAGUGAUGGACGAAAAAGACCUAUACCUCGAGACUAGUCCACGAGCGGUGGCUACAAUAGGUUGUCUCGGAGACGAUCCUGUUUUCUUUUCUACAAGAACUGGAGCAAGUCCAUGA